Messenger RNA from Carya illinoinensis, 1679 nucleotides. RefSeq names its product protein GRAVITROPIC IN THE LIGHT 1-like. NCBI's taxonomy places the organism in Eukaryota, Viridiplantae, Streptophyta, Magnoliopsida, Fagales, Juglandaceae. The transcript has 3 exons. The coding region runs from base 249 to 1517 and encodes 422 amino acids. The record is from RefSeq and is a predicted model, not a curated record. Gene Ontology annotation, biological process: negative gravitropism; response to red or far red light.
GAAAGGAAUAAUUGCAUACUUUUCCUUUAGUUUUAGGGUUUACAUUUUGUCAGAAAGAGGCUAAACAUUUUUUAGUUUCACCCCUGCUGCCCUGCUGUUGUCUUACUUUGGCGAGGUAUCCGACUAGGUUAAAGGGUAGUAUGCUUGCUAAGAAAUUCUAUGCCUCGUUUGCGGUCUUUAUAGGUUGUGUAACGUUGGUGUUCUCUCCAAAGGAAACCUAAAAAAUUAGCCCAUCAUUGGAAGUAGCUAUGCUACCCACUGGGGCAAAAGAUUCCCAACUCCGUGAGAGCAACAGCCAGAAGGUCCACCCACAACCUAUGGAAGAGGCCAUGAAUCAGAAUCCUGAAGCUGUGGAGGCCCUGAUAUCCAAGAUUUUUACCAACAUUUCCUCUUUGAAAUCAGCUUACAUACAACUGCAAGCUGCUCAUACUCCCUAUGACCCUGAUAAAAUCCAAGCUGCUGAUAGACUUGUAAUUUCUGAGCUGAAAAACCUAUCUGAACUCAAGCACUUUUACAGGGAAAAAAACCCCAAGCCAGUAUGUGUUUCCCCACAGGACUCCCGCUUAGCUGCAGAGAUCCAGGAACAACAGAGCCUGCUGAAAACCUAUGAGGUUAUGGUAAAGAAAUUUCAGUCUGAAAUUCAGAAUAAAGAUUCUGAGGUUCUUCAGUUGCAGCAGCAGAUUGAUGAGGCAACCCAGAGGCGGGCGAAAUUGGAGAAGAAUCUUAAGCUCAGGGGCUUGUCAACAAAAGAAUCAGAAGGUUCCUCAGAUGAAAAUGGAUUUUUGCCUGUAGAUUUAUCCCCUGAUCUGUUUACAUCUGCCGUCGAAGCUACUUUCAAAGCCAUUCAUGAUUUUUCUAAGCCGUUGAUCAACAUGAUGAAAGCAGCUGGGUGGGAUCUUGAUGCUGCUGCAAACUCAAUUGAACCUAAUGUCAUUUAUGCAAAAAGAGCUCAUAAAAAAUAUGCUUUUGAAUCCCACAUAUGCCAAAGAAUGUUCAGUGGGUUUCAGCAAGCAAGCUUCUGUGUCAAAUUGGAUGAUCUCACGGUCACUAAAGACAGCUUCUUCCACCAAUUUCUUUCUCUAAGGGAGAUGGAUCCAUUGGACAUGCUAGGCCAAAAUCCAGAUUCCAUUUUUGGGAAAUUUUGCAGGAGCAAGUACCUAGUGGUAGUCCACCCAAAGAUGGAGGCUUCAUUCUUUGGAAAUUUAGAUCAGAGAAAUUAUUUAAUGGGGGGUGGGCAUCCAAGGACUCCGUUUUACCAGGCUUUCCUAAAACUUUCAAAGUCAGUCUGGCUUUUGCAUAGGCUGGCUUAUUCAUUUGAUCCCAAUGUUAAGGUCUUUCAGGUUAAGAGAGGGACCGAGUUCUCGGACGUCUAUAUGGAAAGUGUUGUGAAGAAUUUGGUUGUGGGUGACGGUGAUGAAAAGCCAAAGGUUGGGCUAAUGGUUAUGCCUGGUUUCUGGAUUGGGGGCAGUGUGAUUCAGAGUCAAGUUUAUCUCUCGGGCAUGAAGGUUGCUGAAUGACUUGGAAUGUAUAUGCAAACCUCUGUUCAGAUGUGUAAGCGUUGUGUUUGAUAUUGUUGUCUGUGUGUUGCUUUUCCUAUAUUGUAUUGUGUUUGUGUGUAUCUUCUGCAAUUGUGAUAACUGAUUGGUAGAUGGGAAUGAGCUGUUAAUUUCCUGCGUGCA